AUGUCAAUCUCGAAGCGCAUCCUCAUUAUCGGUGGCAGCGGUCGCACCGGCAAGUUGGUCAUCAACGAACUCCUUGCACGGGGUCAUGAAGUCACGGCACUCGUCCGCAAACCCGAGUCACUAGAAGCCAAAGCCGGCCUCAAGACCAUCACCGGCACGCCCAUGAACAAGGAAAAUGUGCGCAACGCCUUCGCACACAGCAACCCCGAAGUCGUCGUCGUUACACUCAGUGCACCACGUGCCGGCGAUAGUCCCUUCGCAGCAGUCGUUUCUCCACCCCGCCUGAUGGCCGACUCAACCGCCAACGUCGUCGCCGUCAUGAAAGAGUUUAACACGCCCAAGAUAGUCAUCAUGCAAGCCUUCGGAGUCGGCGAGUCGUGGCCAAACAUGCACUGGGUGAUGCGCAUGCUUAUGAAGAAGAGCAAUAUGAUCUACCAGUACGACGACCACAACCUUGUCGCAAAAGAGGUUAAAGCCAGCGGAGAGAACUACGUCUUUGUGCGUCCAUCGAGGCUGGAAGAGGGCGAUGCGAAGGCGAUCCAGGAGUGGGCCAAUGACGGUAAGGGUGUCCCGAUGAUGGGAGCCAUCACCCGUGGCAGCGUUGCGAAGUUCAUAGUUGAGGCGACCGAGAGCAGGACCUGGGACGGAACGGCGCCUGUUAUCACAAACUAG
Molecule: messenger RNA, 672 nt
Organism: Cucurbitaria berberidis CBS 394.84
Lineage: Eukaryota; Fungi; Ascomycota; Dothideomycetes; Pleosporales; Cucurbitariaceae
Product: NAD(P)-binding protein
Exons: 1
Coding region: 1-672 (223 amino acids)
Source: RefSeq, a predicted model, not a curated record